Nicotiana attenuata is the source of this 1210-nucleotide messenger RNA. RefSeq names its product nudix hydrolase 16, mitochondrial-like. Gene Ontology annotation, molecular function: pyrophosphatase activity. Bases 206 to 745 code for a protein of 179 amino acids. NCBI's taxonomy places the organism in Eukaryota, Viridiplantae, Streptophyta, Magnoliopsida, Solanales, Solanaceae. Gene Ontology annotation, cellular component: nucleus; cytoplasm. The record is from RefSeq and is a predicted model, not a curated record. The transcript is spliced from 4 exons.
UUUUUCUCCCUCUUUUCACCAUUGUUUCUCAAUUUUUUUGACAAAACCAAGAAAAUGGGAACAACCUUUUUUGCUGUUUAUGAAGAGAAAAAAGGUUGAAUUUUUAUAAUGCAGAAAGGAUAAAUAUGAUUAAGGGCUUUAUCUAUUAUUGGAUUUACCAGCUUUAGCAAAUUUUUUGUAUAUAUUAAUAGAUAUUUGAAUAUAAAUGUCUGAAUUGGUAGCUCGAACGGGUCGGCAUCAACAGCGAUAUGAAGAAGGUUAUCGACUCAUUGCUGGGUGUAUUCCGUUUAAGUACAGGGAUAUGGAACAAGAUGGUGGUGACACAUCCAAAAAGAUAGUCGAAGUACUGAUGAUAAACUCAACAAGCGGGCCUGGUCUUCUGUUUCCAAAGGGAGGGUGGGAAAAUGAUGAAACAGUUAAAGAGGCAGCUGUUCGUGAAGCAAUAGAGGAGGCUGGAGUUCGUGGGGAUUUAGUGCAUUUUUUGGGAUACUACCUCUUUAAAAGCAAAACACUUCAAGACGAGUACAGUCCAGAAGGUCUGUGUAGAGCUGCCAUGUUUGCUUUGUUUGUGAAGGAAGAGCUUGACUGUUGGCCAGAACAGAACCGCCGGAAAAGAAGUUGGCUGACAAUUCCUGAGGCAGUUGAAUGUUGCCGGCACCAAUGGAUGAGAGAGGCCCUUGAGGAAGGAUUUCUGAAGUGGCAUGAGGGUGGUAUGGUAAGCACAAUUAACAACGACGAGGACUAGUUUUUCUCUUUACUCCUCCCUGACCAACAUUGAAGGAUUUUAGAACUUUAAGGGGUAGAAACCAAUUUGAAGUAAUGUUCUUUUAGAUAUUGAACCAUGUUUUGAUGAUUUUUAACUGAUUCAUUGCUUUCCCAGAAAACUGAUGGAGAACCAGAAAGAAAAGAAACAAGAAAAUUAUUCCCAUCUUCAUCAUUUUCUUGCUAACUACAUCUGGUAGUGGACUAACCAUAUUAGUCAGAAUAGCAGAUGAUGCUUUUCUGUGUAACUACAAUUUCAUUAUCUAAUCUUCAUUUCUCGGGACAUAAUAAUGACAUGCAUAUUGUACAGUCUACGCAAUAUAGUAUUAAUAAUCUCUAGUGGGAGGACAAUUAAUGGUAAAAACUUACCUGCACGUUGUGUUUAUAUCAAAACAAUGAAUGCAAGAUGUGUAUCUCUUCAAUUUAUAACUACGGCAGUUAAAUUGUU